UUUUCUUUCUGGGGUGCGAUAGUGCUGGGUUUCCUCAUCCGCCCACGUGCCUGAGCAAGUCGAGGGGGAAAGGUGAUUUCCUUCCGGAAAUGCCGUCCUGCCUUCACAAUGGCCGCGCUGGUGUGCAGCUGUUCUUUGAGGGUGGCGGUGAGGGUGAAAAGAGCAGCCAACUUCUGCUUUUUGAUGGGCUUCCAAACGCAGUUCUAUAGCUGGAUUGAGAAUUUGGGGACUGGAUUGGAUCUGGUUCUAGAUUUUCUGGGCGGGGGUAGUCAACUACAUAUACACCAUCCCCCCCCCCCCACACACAAAAAGAAAGAAUCGUGGGAAGUGUAGUUUGUGUAGCUCAGUGUGCUGUAAACUGUGGUUCCCAGAAUACAUAUGGGGAGUGUGCUUUAAAUUCCGUAUACAUAGCCCAAACUUUUUCAAACACGGGUUAUGUCUACUGUAUUCCCCUCGCCCCCACCCCCAAAUCCUAGAGAUAACAAGUGGUGAAGUUGUAUCUUUUUGUUAGGGUAUGUUCUUCUGAUGCUAAAGGUCCUCACAGAAUGGUGACCUCACAGAACCUCCCUUACUUUUUUACAACUUCCACACUCAGAAUAAAAAAAGAUUAAAGACAGUGCUUUUUUUCAACCAUGAAGUUAUUAUAGUAAGUGCCACACUUUUAAAGAACCAAAAAAGGAGUGCUGGUACUUUGUACCCUUGAGUACCCCCUGGAAAAGACACUGAUUAGAAGAGGCAUGACCCCUUAAAAAAAAAGGUCGCAGCACUUGUUUUUCACUUUUCCAUGCCCUCUUCUUUUUAUUUUUAUAUGAUUCUAUAGUUCCCAGAAUUGGCACAGAAGAGGGGUUGAUUGUUAACCGCUCUGAAUUGUAGCUCUGUGAGAAAAACAGAGGUACCUAACAAUUCACAGCACCCUUAACAAAUUACAGUUCCCAGGAUUGUUUGGGGCUAGCCAUGACUGUUUAGAAUGAUACUACUUUAACAUGUCUAUGCUGUGGGCUGUACAAUUUGGGAGGGGGCACACCUGUACACUUCUAUGUUCAUCAAAUAAAAAACACUAUUUUGCUUAUAUCUUUUGUUUUCUGGGACUAACACAGCACAAAGAUGGGAAAAAAAUAAUGCAUGAAUUUGUACCUGCAAUCCAUAAUCAGAAAUAAAAUGUUCAGGUGGUGGAAUAGUCAUCUGGCACUCAUGAUCCAGAGUUCCUUUAUUUUAAGUCUUGUUAUGUUGCACAGUGUUUUUUCUGUGUAGUGUGGGAACACACAAAGUUCUGAGAGAGAGAGACAGAGAGAGAGAGAGAGAAAUGUGCUUCUUAGACACCUCUGGAGACUCUACGCAGGACCUCACAAGGCCUAAUACUCAGCAGGGAGUGCCUAGGUCCAGGCAUCCCCAAACUUCGGUCCUCCAGAUGUUUUGGACUACAAUUCCCACCUUCCCUGACCACUGGUCCUGUUAGCUAGGGAUCAUGGGAGUUGUAGGCCAAAACAUCUAGAGGGCCACAGUUUGGGGAUGCCUGGUCUUCUGCCAGUAAAUUAAUAGAUCCCCUCUGGGACAGGAUUCCUUCCUUUUGGGAGCUCUGAAGAAAGGCAGUGUUCAUUGUGUGCACAUACUGUCUCUUGCCACUGCAGAAUUGUAACAGAAUACAUUUGCACCUAUGGCACUUCUUGACCAGAAGUUAAAGGAAGAGAAGACUUGCUCUUAACUAAAUAUUUCAAUUGUUAAUAAAGGGAUGGGGAACCUGCGCCUGCCAGAUAUUGUUGAGGCUCCAGGUCCCAUCGCCCACAGCCAGCAUGGUCAGUGCUCAGGGAUGAUGGGAGUUGUAGUUCAUAAAUAUCAGGAGGGCCAUAGGUUUUCCACGCCUGUCCUUAUAUAAGGUGCACCCCCCCUUCAGUAACAUCCAAACAGUAAUCAGCCUGGAGUCAAGGGGAUCCUCAAAGUAGCAGAUAGGUGCUUGGGGUGAAACUAGGCCUACAUGUCUUGGAGGUGAUGCUUUGAUGGGAUUGCAGGCUACAUGGGUGGGAGGGAGAGACUGAAAGUGGUGAGCCGGCAAGUUUCUCAGGGGGAAAAUGGGAAGAAUAGUGGCUGCACAUUUUACCUCAUAACUUGGGUUCCAUAAAUGCUAGCAAUUUAUUCUUACGAAAAGAGGGAGCGGGGGAGAACUAGGAAUCUGGGGGUUAUGGUUCAAGGGGACAGGAGUCCAGAGGACACCCAUCGCCCUGGACACCCAUGGCAGGGUGCCCUGCUAGGAAUAUGUAGCUUCUAUAGCAAGAAAUUGCCUUAUGCAGUUUGCUGACCUGGAAUAAUAUAAUAAUAAUGAUAAUAAUAAUUUAUUAUUUGUACGCCGCUCAUCUGGCUGGGUUUCCCCAGCCACUCUGGGCAGCUUCCAAGAAAGAUUUAAAAUACAUUAACAUACUAGAUAUUCUAUUUAACCAUAGCCUUGCAGUAGUGUCUGUGGUCUAAUGCAGUGUUUCUCAACCUUUUUUGGGCCACGGCACACUUGUUCCGUGAAAAAAAGCAUGAGGCACACCACCAUUAAAAAGGUUAAAAAAUUUAACUCUGUGCCGCCCUAUAUUAUAAUUAUGACUGUAAGAAACACUUGCCAAAUAUUGCUUUCUGGUGGGUCAGUGUUGUGUAUUGGCGGCCGCCAGGCUCGCUUGCACUGAGCUUUGGGAAAGAGGAGGAGAAAUAGUGCUUUCUGGCGGGUCAGUGUUGCUAAUUGGCGGCCGCCAGGCACGUGACAAUGCAAAUCGCCCUUCUCGUCGCCGCACGUCGCGGCACACCAGCCAGCGUCUCGCGGCACACUAGUGUGCCGCGGAACAGCGGUUGAGAAACACUGGUCUAAUGUACUGUAUUUUGACUGUUGGUAGGUCUUCGUAGUUUCUCCAAACAAGCAAAGAGUUGCGGGAGGUGACGCUCUUCAGCUAUUGCUAUUGUCGUCUCUUUGCAGGGGAGAUUAGCUUUCUCCCAGCACAAAUGAUCCACCACCGAGGUUACUUCUCAGACACUUCUAACAAUGUGGAAAAGAAAAAUUGAGAAUGAAGAUUUGAGGGGGAAAUGCGAUUUUUUGACUGACCACCAGAUCUUGCCUAUUGCUUCCGCUUCUCCUCAGGCCCAGCUGAUGGCUGUAAGGAUCUCUCCCCUGUUUUGUCCAACCUGAGUACCGCAGUGCUCUGCCACCUCGGGACAUUUUGACCUCUCAGUGAGCAACUUGGCAGUUCUGAGUCAGGCGCCUGUUGUGAAACGGGAGGCCGGGUCUUGCCCUGGAAAUUGUAUCGCAAUCCCACAGCUCAGACAAUCCCACGUGAGUCAGCAGAGUCUGGGCUCCAGCUGCAAGCAGUCAGGCCCUCGAGGCUGCAAAAGACACAACUGGAAAGUUGCUGCCUGCGGAGCUCCUGCAGGACUGGCCCCAUCUUCCUGCCAUCUUUCCCCUUCGUGAAACACCUAGAGAUUCCACCAAACAUGGGCUCCAUGUUCCGCAGCGAAGAGAUUUGCCUGGCCCAGCUCUUCUUGCAAUCAGCUUCGGCAUACAGUUGCGUCAGCGAAUUAGGCGAGCAAGGACUUGUGGAAUUCCGUGAUCUGAACCCCCAUGUCAGCGCCUUCCAGCGACGUUUUGUGGGGGAAAUCCGGCGGUGUGAAGAUAUGGAGAAAUCCUUCACUUUCUUAGCACAGCAAGUGUGGAAGGCAGGCCUGACACUGACACCCCCUGAGGAGAACCUGCCGGCUCCUCUGGCUCGGGAUGCCCUGCAGAUCCAGGAGCAGUCUGAGCGGCUGGCGCUAGAGCUGAGGGAGGUGAGCCACAACCGUGAGAAGCUGGUUGGCCGGCUACAGGAGCUGCGGGAACACAUUCAAGUGCUGCAGGAGGGACAGCGUUUCACUGGCCAACUGCAGGUGCCAUUAGCAUCACCAGCUCGCCCACGAGCCUUCUCUGACCGAGAACCUCUGCUUGACCCAUCCGUGGCACACCGGCUUGACCUAAAAGUAAACUUUAUCGCAGGCGUGAUCCACCCAUGGCGGGUGAAUGUGUUUGAACGGCUGCUGUGGCGCGCAUGCCGUGGCUACCUUGUGGCCAACUUCGCUGAGAUGCCGGAGCCCAUGGAAAACCCAGCCACGGGCGAGAGCGUCACCUGGGUCAUCUUUCUCAUCUCCUUCUGGGGGGAACAGAUUGGGCAGAAAAUCCGCAAGAUUGCUGACUGCUUUCACUGCCACCUGUAUCCUUACGCCGACAAGGAGGCUGAGCGCUUGGAGACACUGUAUAAACUGCGCACUCAGAUUGAAGAUCUGAACACGGUCUUGGGCAAGACGGAGCAAUACCUGGACCAGCUGCUGCAGAAGGUGCUCUUGGAAUUGCCUGCUUGGCAAGUGCGGAUACAGAAGAUGAAGGCCAUCUACUUCAUCCUCAACCAGUGCAGCUUCAACAUCACCGACAAGUGCCUCAUCGGGGAAGUCUGGUGUCCUGUCCGCGACCUCCCUGCUGUGCAGCAGGCUCUGCGUGAGGGAUCGCACCGCAGCGCUUCUGGGGUGGAGUGCUUUGUUCAUCAGAUUCCCUGCACUGAGAGCCCCCCGACCCUCAUUCGCACCAACAAGUUCACUGCCGGAUUCCAGAGCAUUGUUGACGCCUACGGGGUGGCCAGCUAUCAGGAGGUGAACCCAGCUCCCUAUACCAUCAUUACCUUCCCUUUCCUGUUCGCUGUCAUGUUUGGGGAUGUUGGCCAUGGGCUGCUGAUGUUCCUCUUUGCCCUUUGGAUGGUGCUGGCUGAGAACCGCCCCAGCAUGAAGAAGGUGCAGAAUGAGAUCUGGCAGAUGUUCUUUGAGGGCCGCUACCUCAUCCUCCUGAUGGGUGCCUUCUCUGUCUACACUGGCUUCAUCUACAACGAGUGCUUCAGCAAGGCCACCAACAUCUUCCCCUCUGCCUGGAGCAUCGCUACCAUGGCCAAUCAGUCGAAUUGGAGCGAGGACUUUUUAGCUGGAAACCCUGUUCUUGCUCUGAACCCCAAUGUCACGGGAGUUUUCAAAGGUCCUUACCCUUUUGGGAUAGAUCCGAUCUGGAGCCUGGCCAUCAACCAUCUCACCUUCCUGAACUCCUUCAAGAUGAAGAUGUCUGUGAUCCUGGGCAUUGUGCACAUGAGCUUUGGGGUCUGGCUUGGCAUCUUCAACUACAUCCACUUCAAGAACUACUACAAGAUUCUCCUGGUUUUCGUUCCGGAGAUCAUCUUCCUGCUGGCGCUCUUCGGCUACCUUGUAAUCCUGAUCUUUUACAAAUGGCUGGCGUAUGACGUCUCCGAUUCCCAGUCUGCACCCAGCAUCCUCAUCCACUUCAUUAAUAUGUUCAUGUUUUCAAAUGAUGCCAGCAACGUCCCACUCUUUAACCACCAGGCCCUGGUGCAGACCGUGUUGGUGGUGGUAGCCCUGGCCUGCGUGCCUGUCCUGCUGCUGGGGACCCCCUUGUACCUCUGGAGCCAGCAUCGACAGAAGGCCUCUUUGUCCAGGCACAAUCCCUCCAGCACUGAAGAGCGCCAGCCUCUGCUAAACUGCGAGGAGCCGAGCAGAUCUGUGAACGUUGCUGAAGAUGAUGUGGAUUGUGCCAAAUCCAAACAGGAGUUGGAGUUUGACUUCUCCGACGUGUUCAUGCACCAGGCAAUCCACACCAUCGAGUACUGCCUGGGCUGCAUCUCAAACACAGCCUCCUACCUCCGUCUCUGGGCUCUCAGCUUGGCCCAUGCACAGCUCUCAGAGGUCCUGUGGACCAUGGUGAUGAGGAACGGCCUCCACAUGACAGGCUACAAAGGUGGGGUCCUCCUCGUCCCGGUUUUUGCCUUCUUUGCGGUACUGACUGUGGCAAUCCUGCUGGUGAUGGAGGGGCUGUCGGCUUUCCUGCACGCCCUGCGUCUGCACUGGGUGGAAUUCCAGAACAAAUUCUACACAGGCUCUGGGUACCGGUUCACCCCGUUCACCUUCACUACAGACACCUGGGACUAAGAGAGAAAGGACUUCUUUCUCCCCAGAGAGCAGAUGUACUGUGUGCCCUCAUGAGCCAAUUGGCUUAUGCUGUGUUUUUUUACAUGAGCGACUGUCUCUUUCUUCCUUUUUUUUAACCACUUGUGCCUUGUGUCUGACUGGAAUGUGUGGCAGAAACUUCUUUAACUCCCCUGACACGCACCUUUCUUGGGGAAGGAAUUACCUGCUCUGUCCCCAUCUGUCUGCUACAAUUAAAGUGAGGUCCUUUGCUGCCUCACUGCCGGAAUAUCAGUAUUUAGGAUGGAGUUCCGGAAUUCAGGGUUUCUCAAGCCACGUUCCUUCCAGUUCUUGAUCCUUAUGACUUGCAGCUGAACCAGCCUGCCUUGUGCAUAUCUCUAUAGCCGUUAAGAGUUGCUUCUGGGAAAGAAUGGGAAGCGGCCUUAAGGAACAUCAGAAUAUGGAUACCACUCACUAUAUGGGCUGCUAAGUGGCACUGUCUCUCUUCUUGCUUCAUCCCUGUUUGCUGGGGUGCAGCCUUUCUGAUGCACAUCAGAGGACAAGAGGCUCAGCCCCAGGCACUUGGGCCUUCUGCUUUUUCUAAAUUUACAUUCAGUUGCAGUUGGUGUUGUCUUCCAGGCCUGAGACUCUCUUGUUUCCCUGAUGGAGAGCCUGGAGUUGACAUUGCAUCAGCCAAUGCAUGAUCUGGGGUUGCACAUUAGAGCCAAGCCCUCUGUGCAUGCGUCUUUUUGAAAGGACUGUCUACCUGUGCUAGCAAGCUAGUGAUAUGCUGGGAGCUGAUGUGCCUAGCAAUGCCUGACUUUUCCUCAUUCAUGCUCUUGUUUUUCCAAAUGCUAGCAAAAUCCACCAACAGCUGGGGACAACAGCUCUGUACAGGUGGAACACGGAGACUUAAGUUGCCAGGGGCACCUACUAUAGGGGGCUCUGGGUAUCUGAGCACCCACAACAAAAAAAUUGUGGGCAUCCACACUGCAGGGCCCCCCCAUCACUUUCUGAGGCCAGGGGGCGCGUGUGACAUCAUGAUGUCAUGCUGCAUGUGAUGUCAUGAUGUCACGAGCGCUGGGCACCCAUAACCUGGCGCCCCAGUUGGCUCCCCUGCCUGGAUUGCAUAACAACCUUCCUUCAUACUGAAGGCACAGCAUGUCAUGGGCAGGACUCAAGACUCACACUGCCAUUUAAGAGAAAGACAAUGCUUGUGAGCAGGCUGCUGAGAAUUCUGUGCUUCAAAAGCCCUCAUAAACUCUUUGUCGCCGUAGCUACCAAAUCCCACAAUAAAGACAAGAUUCUUAACCUUC
Molecule: messenger RNA, 7268 nt
Organism: Zootoca vivipara (common lizard)
Lineage: Eukaryota; Metazoa; Chordata; Lepidosauria; Squamata; Lacertidae
Source: RefSeq, a predicted model, not a curated record